AUGGCUUCCUCCGCUUUCGUCACCGCUCUCCCGGCAACCUUCCGAUCUACCCGGCGUCGGGUUGCCGACGGUCCCACCGCUCGCCACAACAGAAGUACAGUCCGCGCCACUGCCCACCAACCCCCAUCCUCCGGUGAGGGCCUCCCGGACAACGAAUCCCUGAAGCAUUCUCGCGCCGCUCUCGAGAAAAUGCUCGGCCUCGAGCUGAAAGUGCAGGACGAAAAGAAAGGUCAAUGUGCUUGCAUUUGGUGUUCGGGGACCAAGAAGAGGAAAUGCAGUUGGUGUGACGGCAAGGGCUGCAGACAAGAAAUGGCCCAGAAGUCGUGGGAAGAAUUAUCUACUGACAUUGAGAAAAUGACCCAAGGGGACAACCAGUUUAUGGAGCUCCCAGAAAAGAUUCUCGUUCAGUGCUCCGCCUGCUCAGGUACAAAACAACUGAGGUGCGGCUAUUGCCGCGGCAGUGGCAUCGGGUCUUAUGGUCAUGCGCAUUAACAACAUUGGACUCUAAUGUGGCGAGUUUGCCGACAAGUGCAGCUCGCUUUUUUUGUGUAAAAAAGCUUGACUUGGGUUUAUUAUUGUUCAAUAUUCUGAGAAAAGGCCAAACAUGUAUUCUUGAGGUGCCAACAUGUCAAAAGCCUCCUGGAUUUAGCAAAUCCCUCUUUCUGCCGACGCAGAUUACAAAUGUUCUCCUAGUCAAUGCCGACCGGGGAGAUCUUCGGCUUUAGUAAUUGUGCUAAUUAGUUUUUCAUCAUUAAAUCUCGUGUAACAACACUCAUUGGGAUAUCG
This is a messenger RNA of Chondrus crispus (carragheen), 786 nucleotides long. RefSeq lists its product as hypothetical. The transcript is spliced from 2 exons. The record is from RefSeq and is a predicted model, not a curated record. Bases 1 to 492 code for a protein of 163 amino acids. NCBI's taxonomy places the organism in Eukaryota, Rhodophyta, Florideophyceae, Gigartinales, Gigartinaceae.